AUGGCGUCGACCGCAGUUGCUGAUUUCGGUCUCAUCGGUCUGGCCGUCAUGGGCCAGAACCUGAUCCUCAACGCUGCUGAUCACGGUUUCACUGUCUGUGCCUACAACCGUACCACCUCCAAGGUCGACCGCUUCCUUGACAAUGAGGCCAAGGGCAAGCCUAUCGUCGGUGCUCACUCCGUCGAGGAGUUCUGCUCCAAGCUGAAGCGCCCUCGCCGCAUCAUGCUCCUCGUCAUGGCUGGCAAGCCCGUCGACCAGUUCAUCGAGUCUCUUUUGCCUUUCCUCGAGAAGGGUGAUAUCAUCAUUGACGGUGGUAACUCCCACUACCCCGACAGCAACCGCCGCACCAACUACCUGAAGGAGAAGGGCAUCAGCUUCGUCGGCAGCGGUGUCUCUGGUGGUGAGGAGGGUGCCCGCUACGGUCCCUCUCUCAUGCCCGGUGGUAACCCUGACGCCUGGCCUCACAUUAAGGACAUCUUCCAGAGCAUUGCCGCCAAGAGCGAUGGUGAGCCUUGCUGCGACUGGGUCGGUGAUGAGGGUGCUGGUCACUACGUCAAGAUGGUCCACAACGGUAUCGAAUACGGUGACAUGCAGCUCAUCUGUGAGGCCUAUGACAUCCUGAAGCGCGGUCUCGGUCUCUCCUCGAAGGAAAUCGCUGAUGUCUUCGCUAAGUGGAACAAGGGUGUUUUGGACUCUUUCCUCAUUGAGAUCACCCGUGACAUCCUGUACUACAACGACGAGGACGGUGUCCCCAUGGUCGAGAAGAUCCUCGACAAGGCUGGUCAGAAGGGUACCGGCAAGUGGACCGCCAUCAACGCUCUCGACCUCGGUAUGCCCGUCACCCUGAUCGGCGAGGCUGUCUUCUCCCGCUGCCUCUCUGCCCUCAAGAACGAGCGUGUCCGUGCCAGCAAGCUUCUCAGCGGCCCUACCCCCGAGUUCUCUGGCAACAAGGAGGAGUUCCUUGACGAUCUCGAGCAGGCUCUGUACGCCUCUAAGAUCAUCUCCUACGCCCAGGGAUUCAUGCUCAUCCAGGACGCCGCCAAGGAGUACGGCUGGGAGCUCAACAAGCCCGCCAUUGCCCUCAUGUGGCGCGGUGGUUGCAUUAUCCGCUCCGUCUUCUUGAAGGACAUCACCGAGGCCUACCGCAAGGACCCCAACCUCGAGAACCUCCUCUUCAACGACUUCUUCAACAAGGCCAUCCACAACGCCCAGAAGGGCUGGAGAAACAUUGUCAGCAAGGGUGCCCUCUGGGGUGUUCCCACUCCCGCUUUCAGCACCGCCCUCAGCUUCUACGACGGCUACCGCGCCGAGACCCUGCCCGCCAACCUGCUGCAGGCUCAGCGUGACUACUUCGGUGCCCACACCUUCCGCAUCAACCCCAAGUUCGCUAGCGAGAAGCACCCCGAGGACAAGGACAUCCACGUCAACUGGACCGGACGUGGCGGUGACGUGUCUGCCUCGACCUACGUUGCUUGA
Molecule: messenger RNA, 1476 nt
Organism: Aspergillus puulaauensis
Lineage: Eukaryota; Fungi; Ascomycota; Eurotiomycetes; Eurotiales; Aspergillaceae
Gene: GND1
Product: NADP(+)-dependent, decarboxylating phosphogluconate dehydrogenase
Exons: 5
Coding region: 1-1476 (491 amino acids)
Biological process (GO): pentose-phosphate shunt; pentose-phosphate shunt, oxidative branch
Cellular component (GO): cytosol
Molecular function (GO): phosphogluconate dehydrogenase (decarboxylating) activity; NADP binding
Source: RefSeq, a predicted model, not a curated record